AUGGGGGCCCAGAAGGGCCCCGCGGCCUCCCGCCUCGAGCCCCGCUCCCCUGAGCCUUUCGGCCAGGGCCAGCUGGGAGAUGCCACCCUGGGUUCGGUCCGCCCUGGCCCUCCCUCCAAGCGCCUUGGCUUCCCGGGAGCCGACGCCGGGAAGGUAGGUCUGGGCUGCCGCUAUAGCACUGACGACCCGCUCCCGCGAGGGUCCCUCCGAGGCCCGCCGUCCCUGGCUCCAGUGCCGCCCGCUCAGCCUCGGGCCUGCGCCUCCAAGGCCUGGAGCCCGGAGCCUGGGCCACCCGGAGCAGGAGCAGGGGCAGGGGCAGGGGACUCGGGCUUCGGUGCGCCGCCGGCCCCUCCAGAGGUGGCCGCGCCGGGAGACCGGAGCACGGACACUCCGAGCCGGAGAAGCUCCCCGCUGCUCCCGCUGCCCCUCGAGGCGGCCGGGCCGGGCGCUCUGAGUUCUUCGCUCUUUGGGCCUCCCGGCGCCUGGAAUAAAGAGACGCCGCGGUGCGCCCGGCUCCCCCUCUCCGCGCCCCUGGCACCCCAGGCCGACUCCCAGCGGGUGGAGCCCCCAGCCCCGCUCCCCGCGGCAACUCACCGCGGCGGCGGGCGGGCGCGGGGCUCCGUGGAGGUCCCCCCGCGACCCGACCGCGCGCUCCCGCCCGCCCCCAGCAGCGCGGCCGCCCGGGGAGCGAGCGAGCGAGCGAGCGGGCGGGCGGGCGUGUCGCCGAGCCGGUCGUCCCUGCCUGCCCCUGUGGCCUCGGAGCUGGCGCCGGGCGAGGUGUCGGCUUUCUCGGCUCGCUCGAGCCCGCGGCACCUGCCCCACGGCCGGCGGGCGGCGGGGGAGGCGGCGCCAACCCGGGCGGGGGCUCGGGGAGGCGACGGUCCCGGUUCGCCCGCCCGCCCGGCGCCGGGGUCCUCGGCUCCGGGGGAAGCAGAAUUCUCCCCACACGCGCACAAUGCCCACCCCGCCCCUCUCUUCCUGCUCCCGCCCCGGGCCCUAAUCCUCCCUCCAGAGAAAGGGCCACGAAGAAAGGACCUGGGUCCGGCCCGCAGACCCGAGCGCGGCCGCCCAGUCCGGCCCUCCGCGGGCCUGUGGCCUCCGUCCCGCGCCGGCCGCCUUCUCCACCCACCCACCCUGGCGCCGGCUCUCCAGGGCACAGUGCCCGCCGCCUGCCCCGUGCCAUCCCUGUACCCUGGGCCCGUCGCCCCCAGUCCCGAAGGUCCCCCUGACUCCCCAGCUCGCACUUUCCCGGGCUGCGGACGCUGCGGGGCGCACGGCCGGGGGCGCGCGGAGCAGGCUGGCGGGCCGGGGGCUACCGACGGGCGCCGGCUGAACGCGCCCCGCAGCGCUCGGUCUUCCUCCCGCACCUCCCGCCGGAGCCCGAGCGCGGCGCCCUCCGCGCCGAGCCCCCCAGAUCUGCAUCGGAAUGUGGAAAAGAUCUUUGGACAAAAAAAGUUUUGA
Suncus etruscus (white-toothed pygmy shrew) is the source of this 1461-nucleotide messenger RNA. RefSeq names its product basic proline-rich protein-like. Lineage: Eukaryota; Metazoa; Chordata; Mammalia; Eulipotyphla; Soricidae. The record is from RefSeq and is a predicted model, not a curated record. The transcript has 3 exons. The coding region runs from base 1 to 1461 and encodes 486 amino acids.